Messenger RNA from Hyposmocoma kahamanoa, 1290 nucleotides. Its product is annotated as ribonuclease H2 subunit B. Bases 94 to 1014 code for a protein of 306 amino acids. Gene Ontology annotation, cellular component: nucleoplasm; ribonuclease H2 complex. The record is from RefSeq and is a predicted model, not a curated record. The transcript has 5 exons. Gene Ontology annotation, biological process: ribonucleotide metabolic process; RNA catabolic process. Lineage: Eukaryota; Metazoa; Arthropoda; Insecta; Lepidoptera; Cosmopterigidae.
CGGGAACAAUGUUUGCUGAUUUGCUGUUCAUUUCUUUACAUUAUAAUCUUUAAAAAGUGUCGUUUUAUUAGGUCUAAUUUGUUCUAAACCAAAAUGGCCGAAAGAUCAAAUAAAAAAUCUACUUCAUCAAUUGAAAGCUAUUCUAUAACUACUAAACGUGUUGAGAAUUCCUGGAUUCUUCUGAUUAAAGAUGAAUUAUUUGAAAACGACAACUUCAACAUUAUUACUCUACCCCAUCCGGGCCACGGCGAAGACAUGAAGUACUGUUUAGAUGACGCUAACGACAAAAUUUAUGAAAUAGUCUCUUUCAGUGAACCACAUAGAUCUUGGUUUAUUGGAGAAACCGUAAAAUCAGACGGCAGCGUUAUGAUGGUUACACCAGUAAAUCCCCUUUUUCUAGUACUACCAAGACUAAGAGAACAAUGUACAAAGAGAGCAAUACCUCUACAGGAUCUGCUCUCUGAAAAGGGAUUUGAUAAGAUUAUAGAUUUCGUCCCUAGCUUGAUUAACAUAGCAGACUUGAAGGGACCGGCAGACAUGAAAGCCUACAAAUACAAUGAAGAAAAAACCUUAACAUGGCUUGAAGGACGAGUACAAAGUUUAGCCAAAGUGCUAAGAGAGAAGAACAUUCAUGUCACCUCUGGGGCUAUCUCGGCCUCUUUUGUGGCUAGUAAUAUAAAAAAUGACCAAAUUGAGGAAGAAUUUUAUCUAAAAUAUGCUCACGGAAUGAUAUCUGAAUAUCUGCCAGAAGAUCUUGCAGAUUUAUUACAAAAAAGAUUCAAAUUUAAACUUGAACUAAUAGAAUCCCUUGGAAAGAAAAGAAAGUCUGAAGCAGGUGAACAAAAUGAAAAAAAGAAAAUAAAAUGUGAAACUUUUGAAAAUAGCUUUGAAGAUAAUAGUCCAAUUAAUAUUGUUGAUGUGAAAAAGCAAAAACACUUAAGUGCAAAAGAAAAGGCCAGACUCAAAGCAGCUAGUGGAACUAAAACAUUGUCAGCAUUUUUUACUAAGAAAUAAUUGUGUGCGAAACCAAUGAUGUUAUUUAAUGUAUGAUGUUCUUAAGUUUUUAGAUCAAAUGAAAUGAUAUUAUUGUGAACUACCAAGAAAAUAAUCUCAAUAUAAGUACCAAUAUUACGCUAAAAAGUAUUUAAUGAAGCAAGGCACUCGAAUCUACAACUCGGGAAGGACUACUGUUAGGUAAUUUUCUGAAAAAUUGGAAAAAUACUAUUUGAAGGCUCAUAUGUUCUGUAAAGACUUGAAGUUUAUUUAGCUUGAAUUAUAAAAUAAAAUUGU